This is a messenger RNA of Ostrea edulis (European flat oyster), 7173 nucleotides long. RefSeq lists its product as uncharacterized. Gene Ontology annotation, cellular component: centriole. Bases 334 to 5811 code for a protein of 1825 amino acids. The record is from RefSeq and is a predicted model, not a curated record. Lineage: Eukaryota; Metazoa; Mollusca; Bivalvia; Ostreida; Ostreidae. The transcript has 18 exons.
GAGUAUUUUAUUGCACGCGAGAAACAGUAAACAGAAACUGCUUCCUGUUGUGUUAUUUUCGAAAGAAAAAAAAAAUUAGAUGAAUGGAACAAUAAUGACGCAUGUAUGCAAAAUGUAGUUUGAUGGAUUUUAUUGGGAAAUUUAUUGUGUAAGGUUUAUUAUUCAAAUCAUUUUUGACAAUAGCCCAAGCAGAAUACAUGCUAACGAUUUUCGUGUUGGACCGCCGACAAUGAAUCAUGUUUUGACGUGAUUCAAUGAAAUUUGUAACCAUUUUUUUUUUCCAUCAUGCGUAUGGUUGACAACUAACGAAAGUGCAAUUGAUCAAUCAACAUCAUGGAUGACAAUGAAUUAACAAAUAGAGCCACUGACGGUGCUGAUCAGAGAGAGAAUGGAGAGGAUCCAAAGGCUGAUGAAGAUUCGUCAGAGCUGAGUCAGGAAAAAGGAUGGACAAUUCCUGAUGGAGACUCUCAGGGAAGCAGCACCCAGGAGGAUAUCGAGUGUGAAUCGAGCAAGGAUGGCUCCCAGAUGGGGUACGAGAGCAUGUUCAUGGACAGUGAUGGAGGAAGUACUAUCAAAAUGAAUGGACAGUGUCAUUCAGAUGCAACUCAGACCGGGGAGGAGACUGUUCCAAGCAGUCAUGUAGUGGAGGUCAAGGAUGAACAAGUGCCUCUAUCAACUGACCCCAGCCACAAGGACACUGUCCAAUCAGUAGAUGAGGUUAAGGAGAAAGGUCAGCUUAUUGUGUCUGAAAUGGAAUCAGCUGUGGACAAUAAAUUGAGUGACCCAAGUGAUGUAGUAAACAACAAUCAAGUAAGGGAGGUAACUCAAGAAGAACGAGGAUUCCAGUUAGAGAGACUGCCGUCCUCAAACAAAUUUCAGACAGUGGCCAGCUCUGGGAGUCUGUUCAGUGAGGAUGGGUAUCAGACAUUUCCCGGGGCUGAUCAGAGCCGGGAACUUCUGAAGCGCGAGGUGUACGGCUGUGAAGAUGACGACAGUGAAGCCGUCAGUUCCUGUACAGACACCAGCAAUCUUGCUCAACUCAUAGUGGACCACGUACUAGAAAAUGUAGUAGGAUCUUUUCAGGAUGAGAGUGAUUCUGGUACCUCCGUACAGGAAGUGCUGGAGAGCUUGGACAAUGAUGUGGAGAUGGAAGAACAACUGGUUUCCAUGGAUCAAGGGGAAGAGAAGCAGGUCAUGGAGGACAAAGAGUAUGCCUCAAAGAUGGAACUGGAGUCUGAUCUAAGACCGGACAAGGAUGACAUGACUGACUUCCAGCUAGAUGAGCCUCAAUCCACAGAGGAUGAAUUCGUGAGGGAGACUAACGAGAGGGUGAACCAUGAAGGUGAUGAGGAUCUGGAUAAUCAGAUAGAAGGGGACACUACUGCGGAGGGAGAGGAUAGUGGGACAAGCCAGGUGCUGGAUCCUCAGCUCUCAAAGAAAGCAAAUGCUUCUGAGGUCCUUGAGAGUUCUGAGGCAGUCCUGGAAACAUUGGACAGUAAACAUCUGGAUAAUGGAGGGCAAGGUGGGGUUGCAAAGUCAAGAGACAGUGGAGUUUCAAUGAGUUGUGCCAGUGAAAGUGAAAAAACUUUACUGUCUAGAAAUAUAACUGCCACAUUUACAACAAGUGAAAUAGAAAAAGUCAAUGAAAUUGUCCAAAAGAUGCCACCUAGACAACCAGAGGUUGUGCCUGAGGUAGUCCCUAUAGACUCUGUACAGGAGUAUGACUCACAGAGAUUGAGUGACCAGACAGAGGAACAAGGAGCAGGAAAACCACACGAAGACACAACAUUUAAAGAACUGAUACCCGAGGACAUCACAAAGGACUCUUUUGAAAAUGAUGUCUCAGACAGCCUUGUUGAUCCCAGGCGUAAUGGUAGUAUGGCCUACAAUACUGUAUCAUCUCCAAGGUACAUGGAAUCUUCCUCAAUUAGAGAAGACCAGUCCUCGGUGUCUAGGAUUUCACAAGAUGUGGAAUCCCGGCUGUCAAAUGAAAGGAACAGUUCAUCUGUCAAAGCAGUUCAUACUCCUCCAAGAAUGGUGCUGAGGACCAAGCAAGAGUUUCAUGUGAAAGAAAGCUGUCCAGAAAGAGACUCCAGUCCGAAGGCCGGAGAUCAGGAUCAGAGGAGCCAUAGAGAGGCUGAGAUGCUCAGGGAACAAAUGAUAUUGGACAAAGUCAGAAAAGACAUGGCAGCAAAGGAAAGAGAUAUGCGAAGACAGAUCGAUAUAGAGAUGAAUGAGAGAAUGGAGAGAGCAAGAAUGGAGCAAGAACUUGUGUUAAGUGGUGGAGAAUAUUACAGGAGUGAGAAUGACCUAUCGCACAGUACAUACAACAGAUCUGUCGAAUUUGAUACCUCAGACUCAUCAAGAAUGAGAUAUGCAAACAAAUUCUCCUCCAGAUCCCCUCAGAAUACUGCUUCACUCAGCACAUCUGUAAGGGGAUCCUCAGACUUGAGAAUGUCGGAGGAAGACCUUCUUAAACAAUAUCAAAGAGAGUUGUCACGCUCAGAACAGAGGGAACACAGGCAGUACCACUCGAGUGGAAUAGACACGUACGCUACACUUCAAAAUCCGCAGAGUCAUCUCAACAGUUCAGCACAAGAGGACCCACAUCACAUGGAGGGUAUGUCAUAUGCGGACAUUAGUCGGAGCGAUCGCAUGGUGCCUGCGAACAUUUAUUCGGGUUACAACAUUCCUCCACCUCAGUACAAUGUGUCCACAUCUUUUGGAGCUCAGAACUCUAGCCAUACAUCAUCAGAUUUAGAAGCUCCACCCCCGAAAUCUGGAUCGGUGCCUCCAUUUAAAACGCUUCAUGAACAACAGAUUGGAUGGAUGAGAAUGUUUAAGACACUUGAGGAGCAACACCACAAUGAGCUAAAAAACCAGUAUCGACAGCAUCAGGAAACCAUCUUCUCCAUGCAGCAUCAUAUAGAAAACGAACUGUUCAGCCAACAGCAAGUACUCAAACAGAGGCUGUCUGCCCAUAAAGAGGCUCUGUCAACCAGUACUAGUUCAGUUAAAUCUAACCAAGAGAGGAGGCUAGAUCAUAGUGAACUUGCCAACUCCAGUCAGAUGUUAGAGAGCACCAGAUCAGGAGCUGAGAAUUCUCAGAGGAAAUUUUCGCCCAAAUCUUCUCCCAGAUCUAGGUCUUUGGAGCACUCCCCUGCCUUGGGAAGACACCCCUCGCCUCCGUGGAAAGAAGUCUACAGAGAAAUACGUGGGAAGGGAAUCGACAGUGAUCGGGAGACGGAGGAUAAUGAGGAAGAGACUCCCGUCCGACGGUCCCUGGAAGACGAUUUUAUGUCGGCAUCCUCCUUUCUUAGGCAGUCAGGUAUUGAGGAAAUCAGACCCCAACACAGGAAACCUGAUCCAGCAACCAGUGAGUUUCCGAGGGGUGGCGUCUUCAGCAGUCCCAUGCCCAUUCUUAGGAAAAAUAAUGUCUCUCAGAGAUCACCCAAAACUAAUAGUCCCAGGCAAGCUGAUCGAAGUUCGCCCAGAGUUGCUGUAGAAAAUGACCUGUCACACAGAGGAGACAGCAGGUUAUUGGACAAUCGAUUGUGUGAAAGGCCAGCUGGAGACAGCAGGUUACUGGACAGUCGGUCAAGUGAGAGGCCAGCUGGGGACAGCAGGUUACUGGACAAUCGGUCAAGUGAGAGGCCAGCUGGGGACAGCAGGUUACUGGACAAUCGGUCCAGUGAGAGGCCAGCUGAUGAUUCACAAGACAGCAUGACGUCAGAGGAGUACACCUCGCAAAGAGUAAACCUGCGAAACAAACAUGCCAAGCACUUGUCAGAUCUCAGGGAGUAUUAUGAGCAGGAGAUUCACGAACUUCGGGCAGCACUGUCACGAUCUGAUGACAUCACCAGCAGGUCACCGUUUAAGCGUGUGGCGGGUGAGAACCAGGCUCUGAUAACAGAGAACCACUCUCUAAAACACACCAAUGAAGAGAUGGAGAGUCAGUUAAAUAAAGUACUCAGAGAGAACAGAACGCUGGAACAGAAGAUACAUGGACUGGAGAGGAGAGCUAGUGAAUAUGCAGACCAUUAUAAGGAAGCUCAGGAUAAGAUUUCUACAUUCCGUAACAAAGUAGAGGAACUUCAGUUCCAGAACCGGGCCAUGGAAGACCAGAUACAGCAUCUCGAAUGUCAGAUUAAAAAUCAGACGGAUGCUAUCAAGCACCACAAAAAGGCUCAAGAAGAACAAAUGGAAGUGUUACAGAAAGAUAGAAAUACAUAUCACAAGCUAGCAGACAAGUAUGAGAGUUUAGAGAAAGAAAACAAUGUUCUUAAGGAAUCCUUCAACGUGACUGAGAACAAGCUGUAUGAUGCCCGAUCUGAGGUUGUGGAACUUAACAGGACUGUGUCAAAGUUGGAGUUGGAAAACAAGAGACUCGGUCGUGAAAAUGACAACCUAAGAUACAAACUGACGCAAAGUGCCAAUGCCGUAACAAUACAAGGAAACUUUGACGAAUCAUAUGGAAGCCCAGGCAGACUGCAUCACCCAUCCCCAGUCCGAGACGACAGACUACACACACCUUAUGGUACAAGGGUCGACAACACAGACACUCUCACCACACACAUGCGCAGCAGAAGUCAGGAAAUUUCUGUACGGUCUCUAGCCGGUGAUAGAGCCAAGGACCACAGUUUCCAGGACAACAGAGAAGUCAGGUCACAAGGUCAGGACCAAAGAGGGGUCAGGUCACAGGAUGGUGAUCACAGAGAGAUCGUGUCAGAGGGUCGUAACCAUGGUGUCAGUGAGAAGAGGGAGACAGAAUCACACGUACGAGAGUAUAGCAACGAAAGACGUCCCAAGAAUACUUGUAAUAAUUAUGAUGAAGUAGAGGAAAUGGAAAAAUCUCAUCAACGACCAAAGUGUGCCCCUGAGUCCAGUCGUGCUUCAGAUGUCAGAGUGAGUGGGGUGGUGGAGCAGACCUCUCCGGUACUGAGGGCGGAGAGGGAGCUCUACAAACUGCGGGAGAUAAUGCGACAGGCUGAGCAAGCUGUGGAGGCUCCCUCACCUCAGCAGCCUACACUACAGAAAAAAUUCUAUGGCAGUGAAUCGGGGAUUUCUAUAAAUAAAUCAGAGUCAAGGUCAUCAAUCAAUAAAUCUGACUCUUCAAGUCUCAAACUCAGGAAAAAGAAGUUCACUAACUCCUCGCCAGAAAAAUCUCUGAAAGUCAGAUCCUCAAAAUCAUCAAGGUUUCCAGACUCUGAUACCAUGUCAACACCAUCAAAAGCCAAGUUUGAGAGGAGUCCCAGUGAAUUUGACAGUCCUACACGAUUUGAUGUCAAUGUUCGGGAGAGGCCUGUAAACAGACAGCAGCCUAAUGAUUCCUUGCCAACCAGAGAUAUAGGAUCCAAACCACGACAGGGCUCAGCAACCAAGGACAAACGAAACGGAGAAGUGAGAGGCAGUAGGUCUAACCGGGACAGAAAAUCUCAGAAGACAGAGAAAGAUACCCAGAUUCCCAAUGGAACUGUGGAGAGCACACUGAACAGAGUGAGGGAGGGAGAGUUUGUGGCACGCCCCGAGUGGGAAAACAUCUACACAUCCAUGGCCAAACCCAAGGCAGACAACGAGAUAAAACAGACCGUGAAGAAACGUAUGGACAGCAUAUCAGACCUUGAGACGAGAUAUGAUGAAUUGCACAUGGAGAAAAGAACGCUUGAAUCACAGCUCAGCAGGGUGCCAUCUCAUGGGAAAGGGAGACAAGAAAAGGAAAAUUUAGAGGAUAAGUUGGACAGAGUGGAGAAAGAGUUGGGAUCUGUGCGGAUGUCUCUGAAGCGAUAUCAUGUGUUAAAAACCUCAAUAUGAAGUGAUAUCACAUGUUAAAAACCUCAAUAUGAAGAGAUAUCAUAUGUUAAAAACUUCAAUAGCAAGAGAUAUCACAUAUUCAAAACCUCAAUAGGAAGAGAUAUCACAUGUUCACAACCUCAGUAGGUAGAGAUAUCACAUAUCACAUGUUACAAACCUCAAUAGGAAGUGAUGUCACAUGUUACAAACCUCAAUAGGAAGAUAUAUCACAUGUUAUAAGCCUCAAUAGGAAGAGAUAUGUGUUAGAAAGCUCAAUAUAGAUAGAAUUACCGUCCUACAGUUGAAUUAGAAGUGUAAUCUGCCACAGUCCUCUAGAGAAUGGAGUCUUCAUCCCGCAGAAGUCCGGCCAGUCCAUCUGUACCAGAAGUGUUCGUAUCCAUGACAACAGCUCACCAGUACACAGUGAUGCAUUCUGUAUAGUACUGAGAGUACAUCAUGUUUAUGGAAUUUAAAUUUUGACCACGAUUUCUCAAUUACACCUUUGAGUAUUAUCACUUUAUUUCUUGUUUGUGCUUUGAUUUUAUAAUUGUCGCUAUCUAUACUGGUGUUGGGACGUUUAUUUGUUUAAGUACCAUGUUGUUGGAUAAAACUUUCCUAUAUUCUACAGGCUGGGUGUACAGUUAUAGAUAUAUCACCAGCAGUUAUUGUGUGUGUACAGUAUUAUGAGACCUUGUUAUGUAUUGUGGCUAUAAAUAAGUUACCUAGAAUCUAGUCCCAAUUUGUUAUUUAUUUUGUUGUUUUAUUAGCCCUAGAUUUUAAUUAGCUGUAAUGUAUACUUAAGGACACUUCAAUAAACUGUACACAGAAGGCAAACUUAGUUCGGAAACAUUAUAUCAGAUCUGAUAUAGAUACAGUUCUCCACGAUUUCUCAGAGAAGCUAUUCAGAUAAAGGAAUUGUGUAGUGCCUUCUUAACAAGAGAACAACCAUCAUUUUACAGAGCCACGCCCACCUUUUAUACACAGAGAGAUUUCACUUGAAUGAUGGAAUGUGAAACACUGUUGUCGAAAAAUUUGAUAAUUCAUAUCCUUUUCAUCAUUCCAUGAAGCGUGAGAAAGCUUAUUUUUAGUUUGUUGUAUGUACAGUUGUUUUUGUAUAAUUCAAUGAGGGCCGUCCAGGUUAAUUCCACUCAUAUGCAAGACAGUUGUGCUGUGUGCUCACUUUGUGAAUGGGCUACACAAUUAUAUUUGCUUCUGUAGUUUUGCACAUGAAAAGAGAUAAAUGCUAGAUUCAUUUUUGCUUAUGUUUACUGUUAGAAAAUAAACAUAUGAUAUUCUAAAUGGCACCAAACCUUUUUAAAUCACUCAAGUAUCUACUUGUAACUUUUGCAAUCAUCUUGCACAAAUAAAUUUAUUGGAAUGGAA